AUGUACAGCCCUCUUAAUUCCCACCAAGGUUCAUCUUCAAGUCCUGCUAUGGAGCAAUUAAAUGAAGUAGUAGAUCAAGAACUGGAUAUUGAAGAAAAUCCGGAUGAGAUGACUGAAGAUGAGUUAGAAAUAAUAGAAGAACAUGACAAUGAAGGAGGAGGAGUAGGAGAGCAAAAAGGUGAUGGCGGAAAUGAAGAACCAGCAAUGCCCUUUGAGAAAAAGCAAAGGAAAAAGAAAUCAACGGUGUGGGACGAUAUGAAAAUUGUGAAGUUAGACAAUGGAAUAGAAAAGGUGCAAUGCAAUCAUUGUAAGGAGUUAUUUGCCAAGAGUACAACUGGAGCUACAUCUCAACACAAGCGUCAUCUAAAAGCAUGUUUACAAAAGAAGAUGGCAAUGGGAGAGCAAAAUAGGAUGAAACAGCAAGUGUUGUCUUUCACCGAAGGGCCAUCCGAUGGAAUUACUUCGAUCACAAAUUUUUCAUAUGACCAUGCCAAGGUACGGGAGCUUGCUUCUCAUAUGGUGCUUGCACAUGAAUACGCAUUUUCUAUGAUGGAUCAUGUUGUAUUCAAUAAAUUUAUGAAAGCUGUGUCCCCAUUUUAUAAAAAGAUUACCCGGCAAACUGUCAAAGAGGAUUGCAUUUCCACUUAUCAACUGGAAAAAAGAAAGCUGAAAUCUGUAUUAAAGAGUGCUAGUCGAGUGUUACAAAAACGUGUGUUGAAUUUUUGUAAUGUGCCACCUCCUCAUACGGGAGUAAUUAUUGCUGAUGCUUUGAGUAAAUGUUUUAUUGAUUGGGGGAUCGAGAAUAAAAUUUCCAGCAUCACGGUAGACAAUGCUUCUUAUAAUGAUGCUUGUGUUAGGAGACUUAGGGAGGAUUUUUCUCUAAGAAAGAGGUUAAGUAUUGCUGGAAAAAUUUUUCAUGUGAGGUGUUGUGCACAUAUACUUAAUCUUUUAGUGCAAGAUGGCCUCAAUCAACUAGGUGAUGUGAUUGAUACUGUUAGAGAGGGGAUCAAGUACUUGAACAACUCUGAGGGUCGCCUAAAUCAAUUUGCCAAAAUUGCAAAACAGCUACAGUUGCCCUCUAGGAAAUUGAUUCUAGAUUGUCCAACUAGAUGGAAUAGCACAUAUCUCAUGUUGGCUUCGGCUUUGGAGUUCAAGGACGUUUUCCCGAGAUAUGAGGACAUUGACCCUGGGUUUCACUAUGUUCCAAGUGAUUACGAGUGGUUGCAAGUAGUAGAAGUGUGCCGAUUUUUGGGUAUUUUUCAUGAGAUCACUAACAUGAUUUCUGGAUCCGACUAUCCAACUUCUAACAUCUUUCUUGUGGAGCUUUAUAGGAUUAAAGAGCUUUUAAAUGAAAAAGCUCUUGAUAUUUCUGAUCAAAUUAGGGCCAUGGCUUUGAGCAUGUCAGCAAAAUUUGACAAAUAUUGGGGAGAAACCAAUGUGGUGCUUUCGUUAGGUGCUAUUGUUGAUCCAAUGUACAAAAUGGUACUCAUUUAUCAUGCUUUUCCGAUUAUUUAUGGUGAGGAAGAAGCUGCUGUGAAAAUUGAUGAAAUUAAACAGCUUCUUUAUGAGCUUUACAAUGAAUAUGUUGAUACUCACUUCUCCUCCCAUGCCGGGGAACCACCGAGGCAGUCGGUAAAGCGUAAACAUAAGGAAGUGAGUAGUUCUUCGGCUCAAUCUCAGGGGAAUGUUAAGAAACUUGGACUUCCAAUUCUUACUGGCAAGGAAAAAUUUCAAAUGCAUGUUAGUGAAAUUGACAAGGCGCCACCUGAAAAAUCAGAUUUAGAUAUUUAUUUAGAAGAAGGUAGGUAUGCUUGUGACGCAUCUGCUAAUCUGGAUGUCUUGGGGUGGUGGAAAGGAGAAAGAUGGAGGUUUCCAAUAUUGUCAAGGAUGGCUAGUGACUUACUUUCUAUUCCAGUUACAACUGUGGCUUCUGAAUCUACCUUCAGUACUGGGGGAAGAGUAAUUGAUGAUCGGCGAGCUUCUAUGUCUGUUGAGACAGUGCAAAUGCUACUUUGCGGUAGUAAUUGGAUUCGCAAUCUUCAUGGAAUAAAAACCAAGUCUCGUGAUCAAUCUGAUGUUGCCGAGUCAUCUACGUAUCAUGAAGUUGAGCUUCCUCAAAAUUGA
Coffea eugenioides is the source of this 2124-nucleotide messenger RNA. Its product is annotated as zinc finger BED domain-containing protein RICESLEEPER 2-like. The record is from RefSeq and is a predicted model, not a curated record. Bases 1 to 2124 code for a protein of 707 amino acids. The transcript is spliced from 3 exons. Lineage: Eukaryota; Viridiplantae; Streptophyta; Magnoliopsida; Gentianales; Rubiaceae. Gene Ontology annotation, molecular function: protein dimerization activity; DNA binding.